AUGGCUGGCGAGCUCCGUGACAAUGUGUCUCGCGCGAAAAAGGUCAAUCCAUUUGGUGUAUUGACGUUUGUUGGGCUACGUGCGGCCGAUCCUAUUUUUCAAUACACCCUUCUUCAGCGAGGCUGGGCAUCCAGUUUGCUCAAGCUCAUCGGUGCUACAGCAGUGAAUCGCAACAUGAUAGUUCAUGAAUCGACUGGCCAACUGCAGCCUUACUACGCUAUCAUCUCACUCAUGGCUUUGGGUAGCAGCCUGAAACAGAUUUUGAAUAUCCUGGUCGUCGUGGAGCAAGAAAUGUCACCAUCGUCAGCAAUUGUCAUUGCACUCUUCAACACUGCUUGCAACUCGUUGAACACUAUCCUAUCGGUCUGGGCGGUUACAACACAAGCACCGGGUCCACUAGGCUUCUUUGGCAUUCGUCAGUAUCCACUUUUGCUUGUCGGUGUCGGGUUCUACAUGGCUGGUAUUCUUGUAGAGGUGGGCUCGGAACUACAGAGACGAUCCUUCAAGAAAGAUCCCACCAACAAAGGAAAGCCAUACGCUGGCGGGUUAUUCUCAGCAGCGAGACAUAUCAACUACGGUGCUUAUACAAUUUGGCGAGCCGCGUAUGCGUUCACCGCGGCUGGCUGGCCAUGGGCCGCUGCCGUCUUUUCCUUUUUCUUCUACGACUUUGCGGCUCGGGGUGUUCCAGUGCUUGACAAAUAUCUUCUAGAAAGGUAUGGUGAACAGUGGCAGGCAAUUAAGGACCGCGUUCCGUAUCGUCUGAUCCCGGGCAUCUAUUGA
Messenger RNA from Aspergillus pseudoviridinutans, 780 nucleotides. RefSeq lists its product as uncharacterized. The record is from RefSeq and is a predicted model, not a curated record. The transcript has 2 exons. NCBI's taxonomy places the organism in Eukaryota, Fungi, Ascomycota, Eurotiomycetes, Eurotiales, Aspergillaceae. Gene Ontology annotation, cellular component: membrane. Bases 1 to 780 code for a protein of 259 amino acids.